Messenger RNA from Mizuhopecten yessoensis (Yesso scallop), 664 nucleotides. RefSeq lists its product as uncharacterized. Lineage: Eukaryota; Metazoa; Mollusca; Bivalvia; Pectinida; Pectinidae. The transcript has 2 exons. The record is from RefSeq and is a predicted model, not a curated record. Bases 19 to 507 code for a protein of 162 amino acids.
AAUUACAAUCAAACAACCAUGCCUACUUUGAUUCUAUAUGGUAGCAGCUACAUUGAAAGACUUCGGCGCCAUUGUGAUGGAGACCUAUGUAUUUCUGGCGUGAAUACUGUAUUCUUUGGCAGGGGUGGUUUGAGGACAGACAGGAUGGACCAGCGAUUUGUUAGGCAAGCCAUAGCAACAGGUGCAGAAUUUGCAUUCCUCCACGUCGGAGGUAAUGACAUCUCACCCACAUCUACACCAAGGGAGAUUUUUGAAAGAAUUGUCGAGUUGGUUUUUACAUUCAAUAAUGCUGGAAUGAAGAAGGUAUGGGUGGCCGAAAUCAUCACAAGGGGAAACUUCAGUAAAGUUCCUGGUCUGACAAAAGAGGCGUAUGAAUGUCAACGGAUACGUAUAAACCAACUUCUCCUGGUCCAUCUUCAAACCAGUGAACUGAUCACCGUUAAUACAGGAAUAAAGAAGUAUAUGUCCAGAAUCCGAAGAAUCAUCGCCUCCACACAGAAGCAUUAAGAGGAAAUACGUAUCAUAAAACGGCCCUUUUUAGGGCCAAUAACUUUUAAAAAAAAAGCACCCAAAUGAUUCACUCGAAAAACGCAAAAUAGAUUGAAAUAAUCAGACUGUUAAAAAAAGUACGAAUUUAACACUUCAAACAGUAUCCUCUUAAGAA